UCCUCCUCCUCCUCCUCCUCCUCCUCCCUGCCUGCCUUCACUCCCACCUCCUCCACCUCCCUCCUCCGGACUCAAAUGCUACUAUCGCCGGUAGGUUAGCUGCUGUCGGUCUGUCAGCCGGAGACACUGACUGUAAAGGCUUUGAUUUCUCAGCCCCACCGCCCCGGAGGAGACCACGGAAACAGCUCUGUGCGGUAUGUACACACCGGGAUGCAGUGGAAAAAGUCCGGUAACGAUGUGUCUGUUGGCGUGAAGCCGUUACAGUCUCACCUGGGGAUGAAGAUAUCUCCCAACUUGAAUUAACAACUGCAAGGAGACAAGUGGACGAAAGAUAAUCCUUCCACAUAAUCCCACUCGGACAGAGGAACACCACUCUAACACGCAACAAAAGAAAAAGAACGGCACCCGAGUGACCAGCUAACAGACACGUUGAACUUUGACCAGACGGGGCUUGAGAUAAAUGGCUGACAAGCAGAUCAGUUUGCCUGCCAAAUUGAUCAAUGGGGGGAUCGCUGGCCUGAUCGGAGUGACCUGUGUGUUUCCCAUUGACCUGGCCAAGACUCGCUUGCAAAACCAGCAAAAUGGAUCUCGCCUUUACACCAGCAUGUCAGAUUGCCUUAUUAAGACCAUCCGAUCAGAGGGGUAUUUUGGGAUGUACCGAGGUGCUGCGGUGAACUUGACACUAGUCACGCCAGAGAAAGCCAUCAAAUUGGCUGCUAAUGACUUCUUCAGGCAUCACCUCUCCAAAGAUGGAAAACUCACUCUGGUCAAAGAGAUGCUUGCUGGGUGUGGGGCAGGUACAUGCCAGGUUAUUGUCACAACUCCUAUGGAGAUGUUGAAAAUCCAGCUCCAAGACGCUGGGCGAAUUGCUGCUCAGAGGAAACUGAUGCCAGAGACGGUGGCAGCAGGUACUGUGGAGACCAAAUCUCCGACAGCCAUGCAGAUCACCAGAGAAUUGCUGAGGGAAAAGGGCAUUGCUGGGCUGUAUAAAGGCCUCGGUGCCACAUUGCUCAGGGAUGUUCCUUUCUCCAUCAUCUAUUUCCCCCUUUUUGCCAACCUAAAUAACCUAGGAAAAAGAGGCGUGGACGGUCCCGCUCCUUUCUACGUGUCGUUUAUAUCAGGCUGCCUUGCAGGGAGCACAGCGGCUGUUGCUGUCAACCCUGUUGAUGUUAUAAAGACUAGACUGCAGUCCCUGACCCGAGGGAGCACAGAAGACACGUACAGUGGAGUGACUGACUGUAUCAGGAAAAUUUUGCGUAAUGAGGGUCCAUCAGCCUUCCUGAAGGGAGCCUACUGUCGAGCCUUGGUCAUCGCACCUCUGUUUGGCAUCGCCCAGGUGGUCUACUUCCUGGGUGUGGGUGAAUUUCUCCUCAGCUUCUUGCCUAAAAAAGACAACUAAGAAGCGUCUCCUUUCUGCCUUCCCCUCCCAUAACGCAUUCCCCCAACUACAUGAGGAUUCAUCUCAUUCUGAAGGAAAUUCUUGAUGGGUCAUAGUUUGACCAGUCAGUGUGUUUUGUUUUAAAUCUGUUGUGUUGAAUGUUUUAUAUAUAUAUAUAUAUAUAUAGUUCAGGACGGAGCCUUCGUUUGCCAAGCUGCCUACGGUGGCACACGAAUUCCAGUCGGCAGGCUCAGCUAGCUCUCUGGAAAUGAAGCCACAAAUAUCAGUAGAAGUUUUAAAAGGAACAUUGCUUUAUCAUUACAACAUUUCACUGCAUUUUUGAAUAUGAUUGUUGAAUUGUCAGAGUAGAUGUACUGCCCUCGGUUGCUGCAGUUCUGCAAACGCUACAGUACCUAAUUUUUUAAAAGUUCAUUAGCCUUUUAAUGACAGAGAAGACCCUAGCAAUUUUAAAUGAUAAAUUAUAAGUAAUUUAAAUCAAAAAUGAAAUGCACAUUCCUCAUUUAGAAAGAUAUCUGAGAAUAUUACGUCUGGUAGGAUGCUCUUAGAAAUUCUUAUUUUCCCCGGAUCGUGUGUCUUAAAGUCGACACACAUAGAAUUAGAGUAAAAGACAUGCCUGUGUUCCAGACAAAGACCCAGGCACAGUGUGUUGAUGUGAUACCAGCACAGAUCUCUGUGAUCUUUCCUGAGAAGCCACUUCCCUUCCUGUAAGUGGUUUUAAUGAACUCAGCCAUUCUGCUCCGAGCACGCUUUGAUUGCCUUGGCUUUUUGCGUAGAUCAGGUUCCAUAUGAUAUUUAGUGCUACCACAAUGGUUCGGCUGUUUUUCUUGCCUGGAAGACAUCUCAGAUUCCUGGUUACACCCUGGACUGAAGCAGCAGUGUACAACAUUUGGGCAUUAUGCACAAGCUACACGUUAAACCUGAGACAGAAUCCCAAAAAUGCUGCUGCUGCUUUGUGCUUCUGUGAAUCAAAACUGUACGGCAUGUUGUACCUCUGACCACACCCCAAUCAGUGAUGUAGCAGCAGGAGUUUCUCCUUUGUGGAAAAAAAACACCUGCUGUGACAUCACUGAUUGGAUUGUGGCCUAAAGUGCAGCAGCAGUUUUGUGCCACGUGUGAUUCAUCAUGGAUUCAGACAAAACCGCUAAAACACUAAAAGGAGUGAAAGUCGUUUUGACAGAAAUUCACAUUAUUAGCUAUUAUUCUGACAAAUGGUCUGACAUCACCUGCUGACACCUGUGAGUACCGUCGUCCAUUGUGGAGCCACUAAGUCAGGAGCAGUCCGUGCCCCUUAGAUUCACACCUAAUUCAUUUUGUUUACAGUUGAGGUCACACUCAAUUUUUAAUUCUUUGUCCAAACUUGAAUUCAGUGGCAGGACCCAAAGAGCUAAUGAAAAACCAUUCUUUGUCGCAAACCAAUGUGUUCUCGGUGUGCUAUGAUUUUUUUUUUUUUUUUUUACCAAACAUCUCUGCUUGUUUGCUUUAAAGGUUUUGUUUGCUUUAAGCUGGUAGGGAAAGCAGCCCUGUCCUAUCUUGUUUAUGCAUCACAGCACUGAAGCCCUGCCAUUGGUUUAUCUCGUCGGAGAUCAAGGUGACUUUGAUGUGUAUUAUCCAAUCACAUUCCUUCCUCGCUCCCACUCUUCAAGCAGCUCGUCAAUUGUACCGUUGCACUGUAGAUACACGAUGCAACUUUUCAGUGUCGUAUCAUUUGUGGGAGUGAGCUUUAUUUAUCGAUAUUCCUUUCUAUAGGCAGUAUAGCACUCUAUAUUUGUAUGUGUUGUUUUUUCUGUCAAAGUGUCCACCUUAACUAUAUUGUACAUAUGCAGAUGAUAUGAACUUUAUGUUAUAGCAUUUAUUGUUUGUUUUGUACAUGAUGGCUUAUUUGCACACCUACCUCUCCAGCUCCCCCCCCUCCUCAAUUCAUAUUGUGGUAAUUUUAUGUUAUGAUGACGUGGACAUAUCAAAUGAAGUAACAUUAAUGCAACAAGUAUCAUUUGAUCUUAAAUGCAGCACAUUAAUGAGGGUUUUUUUUGUUUUACUGUAUGCAAAGGGGAGUUUAGAUCUUGUUAGAUGGAUUUUUGGAGGUGCCAUUUCCCCCGAGCUGUCGGUGAAGUCUUUGGGUUCAACCUGUUUCCUACUGUUUAAUUAACUAGGACCAAAUGAAGCAUCGUGUAAUGCUCAUAGACACGUGGUUAGUUUUAAAGGGAAUGAGUUACGGCACAGUUAUGGAACUGAAAUGUAAUAUGCUCUGGACAAGGCCAGUAGGGACCUAAUGUAGAUCUGUCUGUUUGAAUGGUGCUUCUUUCAUGAGGUAGCUGCAAUAUAACGGUGGCGGCGCUAACGACCAAGGCUGUACUGACUGAAUAACAUGUGAGCUCAUCUCAGCUUUAUCAGUGUCCUGAAAGCCAUAGGUCAGGGAGGGACGGCUAGACAUCGACCGGCACCUCCAGCCGUUUUGGCAGAAGCUGAGCCAACCUGGCUUCAUAGAUUCCUGUCGUAGUUUUUUGACAUUCCGAGUUCAUCUCAUAUACGCUGUUGUUGUGAUCAAAAUUGCCUCAUUUUUUGUGUUGUUGAGAUUAUUGUCGAUUGCGAUCUUUUGAAUCCCGCACCCCUCCCCGUCACUAUUUUCGCCUGUUUUCGGUCGAAUCUUGAAAUUGUCGUGCAAGUCUUUUUGUUUUUACUCAGCUGUGAAUUUCCACUGACCUUGUGAAUAUGGUUUUGUAUGUGUGUCUGACGGUGUAGUGCUGUAGUUGAUGUGUAGUUGUUAGUGUGGCUCUGCAGUAUUUUUCUCUUUAAUUGUCAGUCCCAUGCUCUCUCUUCCCCUUUUUCUUUCUGUCUGUCACACUUCCUCUGCCAUCUACUCUACCCAGCAUCCACCGCCGGGGUGCAGGGUGACACAGAGGAACCUCUAAAACACCAAAUGUAUGACUUAGAGUGUAUACAAUCACAGAAAGCACAAAGGAUUAUUAGGCACAAGAAACCACGUGGCCCAAGUUCUUGGAAAUCCGUGUGCUUCUUCUGCACACAUGAGUAUUGUUUCUGUGCAGAUGUUGACUGAAAUUAACUUUAUAGUCUUGUAAGAAAAGUUUGUCUAUGUCUGUAAAAUACUGGAUCCAUAGGGCUGAGACAACAGCUCAGGCGAUGGUGUCCACUAUGUUACCCCGUCAGCAGUUAUCCACAAAAUGUAUAUCGCCUACAUAUUCUAAAUGAAUCAGAUAUAAGAAUGUAACUUAGAUAUUAUAAGAUGUAUUAUAAUUAUAGUGAAGAGUUUAUUACAUUUUAAUCUAAAGAUUUGUGCUUUACACAUUCACUGAGAAAUUAAUGAACCAGCUCACUGAUAUGCAAUAAGUAGAAACCACGCACGAAUACACAAUAUUAAGAAGAGAAAACACAGAAAAGAAAACACCUGUCAAUCACAACAUCACACAAUGUAUGAAUAAUGCAACCGGGGACCUUGGAGGCCUUUUGGGGUCUGAGCUCACUUUAGGCCUCUGUUCUCUUCCUCCAAGAGGAAUCGUGCAUUACAGCACUUUAAAACAAGGACCCCCACCCCACUGUCCAUCUAUGAAGUCUCUCUAUGACAUAGAGGGUGUUUAUGAAUAUGUGUGGUGAAUGACACAGUUGUCCUAGACAUUGUUUACAAUGCAAUGGAAAAAAAGAGAAAAUAUUAUGUUCCCUGUCACAAUUUGCUGUUCAAUAAAAUGACUGUCCUCA
Acanthochromis polyacanthus (spiny chromis) is the source of this 5110-nucleotide messenger RNA. RefSeq names its product solute carrier family 25 member 22a (gene slc25a22a). The transcript is spliced from 11 exons. NCBI's taxonomy places the organism in Eukaryota, Metazoa, Chordata, Actinopteri, Pomacentridae. Gene Ontology annotation, molecular function: L-aspartate transmembrane transporter activity; L-glutamate transmembrane transporter activity. The coding region runs from base 461 to 1399 and encodes 312 amino acids. The record is from RefSeq and is a predicted model, not a curated record. Gene Ontology annotation, biological process: malate-aspartate shuttle; aspartate transmembrane transport; L-glutamate transmembrane transport.